Aspergillus affinis is the source of this 1455-nucleotide messenger RNA. RefSeq lists its product as uncharacterized. Bases 1 to 1455 code for a protein of 484 amino acids. The transcript has 5 exons. NCBI's taxonomy places the organism in Eukaryota, Fungi, Ascomycota, Eurotiomycetes, Eurotiales, Aspergillaceae. The record is from RefSeq and is a predicted model, not a curated record.
AUGUUCGACUGGCCGUUUAAUCUAUGGGGGUCUAGGGCUCGCCAUGAGCUCACUCUUGAAGAUGUCCACGAGGCACAAGAUCGACUAAAGAAUGAGAAGAUAGCGUUGGAAAAGGAGAUUAAAGAUAUCAAGAAACAACUAAAAGCAAGCGAUCUGGCCUACAAAGAGAAAAGCAAGCUUCUGGAAUCAGAAGCUUGUAAAUAUCAUAAAGACAUCCAGCUUCUCCAACGUCAGGCAGACCACAAACAUUCAACCGACUUCACGAAAAUCCGACAGCUAGAGAGAGGAGUCGCGGAGUGUUGCAGGCAAAAUAAGAUCCUCCGUGAAGAAAAUGAGGUCCUCCGCCGGGAGAAUAAGGCUUUCCAACAUGCGGCAGAGCUCAAUGAGCGCAGACAUUUGCUUGACGCCGAGAAGAGCCGACGGCAACAUGAAUUACUCUCACAAGCAGAGAUACGAGCUGAGGAGAACGAGAAAGCUCACCGUGGGACAUUGAAUGAGCUGUACAACGAAAUCAAUUCACUGCAAAUCGGACAAGCGCAGAUGAAUGACGAGCAGAUUUCGGGAAUAAUGCGAAAACUCGGCCAUGACUUAGACUCAUGGGUCAAACUACAUUUCAUAUACCCUCAGACAGAGGAACCCUGCAACUUUCCGUACAAUUCUCUUCAACUUCAGGCUUGGAUCCAAGCAGGCAUCGUGAACAUGAUACACAGUCACAUCUUUGCUCCAUAUCAUUUUGGAAUUCACGAUGACUCCGGGGGUCAUUUCAUCGGAGUGUUGAAAGACGGGAUUGAGAAUAUCGUUUCUGAAAAGGCACUGAGAACGUGGCAAACCAUAACCUGCGAUUUCCUCGAAGAAUCCACCAAGGACGAACGAGAAGGCUUAAUAUGCGAUAUUAUUGACCAGGUCGAAAAGCAAUUUGGCAAGUUUUCACCCACGGAUGACAAGUUAAGACAGCAUCAAUUUCAAGAGCUUGUGCAGGGCUGCGCCAAUUUCAAAACGGCUCUUAGCCGACAACAAGCUCGGUAUUUGCUCUACUGCAACCCAAUGGGAUCGGAGUUUUCCUGGGAAUUCAUGGCGUUUGGUGGAGGAGAUGGAGGAGGAACGGGGAACGCACAGUACGAAGGCAUCAACGAGGUGGGCACCGUGAUCCAGAAGGACAUAUACCAGGUCACCCCUCGCAGCACCAUCAUCCACCACGCAUCCAUUGCACCCUCUCGGCCCCCAAACCUUCCCUGCAUUUUAUCGAUGGAAAUCAUCCAGCGAAUCAAGAAGGACAUGACCAUUCUCAUGCCAUUGAUUGCGAGGACCGUCGAACUUGCCCUUCGUGUCUCGCGCCUUGCCCUGCCGAGUGUUCUCAAUCGCUCGCGGCCACGCAUCAGUUGCCAGGUUGACAUACUCUGCCACCAAGAACUUGAAAUGCUCGGGUCUCUCCGAGAAAUAUUGAGUGGUGCGUGA